CUCGCACUCCGGCUCGGCCGCCCCACCGCGCGCUCGCCUCGCCGCUCCCGCCGCAGCCCCAGGGCCCCUCGCCGCCGCCACCAUGGACGCCAUCAAGAAGAAGAUGCAGAUGCUCAAGCUCGACAAGGAGAACGCCUUGGAUCGAGCCGAGCAGGCGGAAGCCGAUAAGAAGGCGGCGGAGGACAGAAGCAAGCAGCUCGAGGAGGACAUCGCGGCGAAGGAGAAGCUGCUGCGGGCGUCGGAGGACGAGCGGGACCGGGUGCUGGAGGAGCUGCACAAGGCGGAGGACAGCCUCCUGGCCGCGGAUGAGGCCGCCGCCAAGCUGGAAGAUGAGCUGGUGUCGCUGCAAAAGAAACUCAAGGGCACUGAAGAUGAACUGGACAAAUACUCCGAGGCUCUCAAAGAUGCCCAGGAGAAGUUGGAGCUGGCGGAGAAAAAGGCCACGGACGUAAGUGCACUCACACACCACCUCCCUCACCUCCUGCCCGGUGGCCACUCUGCCGUCACCACAGUGGCCAAGGAGCAAUGGAGGAGGGUCACCUCCUCCUGCUGGACACCCGCACACAGCCCUGACAUGGCCCAGAGCACUGGAUGCUGCCUCAGACUUCUAUUGCACACAUUCAUUUAUAUUUCAUCCACUCCUCUUUUUCUCCUUCUUUCCCCCACUCCUGGGGGUGGAGGUGGGCGGGUGAAAAGCUGGGAGUGGAGUCCCUCUGGGGACACAUUCAGGCCCCAAACCCCUCGCUCAGCUUCUCUCCUCCGGCUUGGGAAUCCAGAACUCCCGAGUGCGAUGAUCCCGCCGCCAGUAGGCGGCACCGUCGCCCUUAACAGCCAGGAGUGCGGCCGCAGCGCAGCAGCCGGCCUCUCCCACCGCAGCCCGCCGCCGCCGCCGCCCCGAGCGAUGGCCGGGAGCAGCUCGCUGGAGGCGGUGCGGAGGAAAAUCCGGAGCCUGCAGGAGCAGGCGGACGCCGCGGAGGAGCGCGCGGGCAGCCUGCAGCGCGAGCUUGACUACGAGAGGAAGCUGAGGGAGACCAGAAGCGUGUGGCUUUUUCUGUCUUCAGCUCUGGAAACUCUUGCUUCAUGGGCUGGAAAGUCAAAACAGCUCUGUGCUCUAUUGGGGUCUGCCAGUUAUACCAAGCCUCACAAACCAGUGCCGUGUGGGUUUAUGCUGAUCUCUAAACCUUGGGUCUUCCUGCCUGUCUUCCUUUUCAGAGGCAUGAAAGUCAUUGAAAGUCGAGCCCAAAAGGAUGAGGAAAAAAUGGAAAUUCAGGAGAUCCAACUGAAAGAGGCCAAGCACAUUGCUGAAGAUGCCGACCGCAAGUAUGAAGAGGUGGCCCGUAAGCUGGUCAUCAUCGAGAGUGACCUGGAACGCGCGGAGGAGCGGGCUGAGCUCUCGGAAAGCCAAGUUCGACAGCUGGAAGAACAAUUAAGAAUAAUGGAUCAGACCUUGAAAGCAUUAAUGGCUGCAGAGGAUAAGUACUCGCAGAAGGAAGACAAAUAUGAGGAAGAGAUCAAGGUCCUAUCUGACAAGCUGAAGGAGGCCGAGACUCGGGCUGAAUUUGCGGAGAGGUCAGUAACUAAGUUGGAGAAAAGCAUUGAUGACUUAGAAGAGAAAGUGGCUCAUGCCAAAGAAGAAAACCUUAGUAUGCAUCAGAUGCUGGAUCAGACUUUACUGGAGUUAAACAACAUGUGAAAACCUCCUUAGCUGCGACCACAUUCUUUCAUGUUGUUUUGUUGUUUUAUUUUGUUUUGUUUUGUUUGGAAACACCAUGCUUACCAUGAAACCCCUUAAACGCAUUUUUAUUUACUUUUACACUGUCACAGAAAACAGCCACGAAAUACCAGCUAGGUCAGGGGAUGGGGAACACACACACACACACACGCGCGCGCGCGAGCCCGUGGCAGGGCCGUAAUGACUUAAAUGUGCCAUUUCCCAGGUUGCCAUUGCCACAUUUCAUAGAGAGUUUUGCAACCCAGUGUACUCAGCCAGUCCAGGAAUCCUCACUAAAGCAGAAAGAUUUCCACUCAAAGUGCCAACGAUGUACUCGAUAGGCAGAUUAAUGUUGAAAACACAAUCAGGUGUGGAUUGGUGCUACUUUAAACAAAAAGUCCCACUGUGGUCUUUCGUUCAAUAUUGUACAAUUUAGAAUUCUGUCCAACACUAAUUUAUUUUGUCUUGAGUUUUACUACGAGAUGAGACUGUGGGUCCUGUAUGCCUGAAUUCACUAAAGCCAAGGGUUUGUAAGGCACGCUGCUCUUGUAAGACUUCUAUCUCCUUCUCGUUGGCACACUUGUGGCUCGUUACAACUUGUAGGGUAGCAUUCGGUGUGGAUUUCCACUCUCCAUUUCUCCAUGUUAAAGAUUUAGGCACUACGUACAAUUGGUAAAGAAAAAACAUUUUCUUAAGAGUUAUAACUAUAUGUAAACAUUGUAUAAUGGUAUGGAAUAAAAUGCACAUUGUAGGACAUUUUCUAAA
Messenger RNA from Leptonychotes weddellii (Weddell seal), 2476 nucleotides. Lineage: Eukaryota; Metazoa; Chordata; Mammalia; Carnivora; Phocidae. The record is from RefSeq and is a predicted model, not a curated record.